ACUUCUCAUCUUUUCUUAUGUCAAAACUCUCCGAGAUUGUCGCCAAUAGUCGCCAUGAUGGAUUUCGCGGCUCUCGUCACAUGACAGAUAUUAGUUCGCUCCUUCGCCGUGUGACGGCGCUAACCGCAGUUGUCAGUUUGCCAUCUGGCGUCCAGGUGCGAAAACGAUCGUUAUUCCGAUUAAAACCUGCGAUUUGCUCCGAUUCACGGAAUUCGCCGCGGAUGUACGAACUGGAUGCUGUCUGGUGCGGUCGCGCGACUCCCGGGUGAUCCUGCGUGAUCCUGAAGGAGAGGAGAAUGUAGCUGAUCCUUUCGCGGAGACUUUCAGCAAUUUGUCAAGCAAUAUAGCGAUACGAAAAGGCGGGGUGGGCGGAUCGCGACGCUCUCUCUCUCUCUCUUUCUCGUUGACAGGUCGAUGAUCAACAAUCACGCGAGCUCGAAGGGUGAAGGGCCAAGAUGUUGAGAUUCCUGUCGCGGCGAAGGGCGCGAAGCGUCCAGACAGCUUCGUCGCAGAUCAAGAAUCAGAGGUUGCCCAGCAACAAGAAUGUCGUGCAAUGCAGGGUGGUGCUGUUGGAUGGCACGGAUUUGCCUAUAGAGUUAUCAAAAAAGGCCUUGGCUAGUGACUUAUACGAACAAGUAUUUUAUAGUUUAGACUUAAUAGAAAAAGAUUAUUUUGGACUGCAAUAUACAGAUAGUAAUAAUGUUCAACAUUGGUUGGAUCCAACGAAACCUAUUAAAAAGCAAGUCAAAAUUGGACCGCCAUACACACUUAGAUUAAAAGUAAAAUUUUAUUCUUCGGAGCCCAACACUCUGCGUGAAGAAUUAACGCGGUAUCAAUUCUUUUUGCAAUUGAAGCAAGAUAUUUUGGAAGGCAAGCUUCAGUGUCCUCAUCAGGUUACGGUUCAGUUAGCUGCUCUGGCUCUCCAAUCUGAACUAGGAGAUUACGAUUCCACUAUGCAUACUGCUGCAACUGUCUCGGAAUUCCGUUUUGUGCCAAAUCAAACGGAGCAGAUGGAAUUAGAGAUACUGGAGGAAUAUACCAAGUGUUCUGGCCUCACUCCGGCACAAGCAGAAUCCACCUAUCUUAGCAAAGCCAAAUGGCUGGAUAUGUACGGCGUCGACAUGCACACCGUCCUCGGGAAGGACGCUUGCGAGUACUCUUUGGGAUUAACUCCAACUGGGAUUCUGGUUUUUGAAGGCACGCAGAAGAUAGGGCUCUUCUUCUGGCCCAAGAUCGGACGGUUGGACUUCAAGAAGAAGAAAUUGACGCUGGUGGUCGUGGAGGAGGACGACGAGGGCAGAGGCGAGCAGGAGCACACCUUUGUGUUUAGACUGGUGAACGAGAAAGCUUGCAAACAUUUAUGGAAAUGCGCGGUGGAGCAUCACGCUUUCUUCCGUCUGCGCGCGCCGGUCAAGGGCGCCAGCGGCCGUCAGAACUUCUUCCGCAUGGGUUCGCGCUUCCGUUACAGCGGCAAGACAGAGUUUCAGACGACGCAGCUGAAUAGGGCGCGUCGCACUGUCCAGUUCGAGCGACGACCGAGUCAAAGGUACGCGCGACGACAAAGUCACGUCCUUCGCGAGCGACAGCGUCAACAGCAACAAGUGGAACCACCACAACCAUCUCCACCUCCAGCUGAGGAAGAGCCCUUGCAGCGUCAACCGAGUCGAUCCAGUACAAAAUCCAGUACGGACUCGUCAAGUGUUCAGGGUACGUCAUCGCCCUUGGUAGAUUCUUUGCUGAAAUCUCUUGCCAAGGAUCAACAGCCUCUGGAAGCCAGGAACCAGACGACGGUUGUCAGCAGCGAGAAAGAAUCGGAGCCUAUGAAGACCAGCUUAACGGUUGAAACUAUCAGUAAUCAAGUGCAGCUAGUGCCUAACAAUCAAGUGGGCGGAACGUUAACAUUGCCUCCUCGAACGCCCAUUCCGCCGGAAUCUUUAAAGUGCAACAUACUGAAGGCAACUCUCGAGCAAAACAAGAAUUCGAAUUUGGUCUCUAUCACGACCGCAGACGGACCGGGAGCGAUCGCGAAGAAGAAUCAACAUUCUGAUGCGGCGGCGACCAUCGUCUCCGUAGGCGGUGAUAAGCUGACUCUCUCAGUGAGCGGCACGACAACAGCGGUGAAUCCUUCUACGGACGAUGCUGUGACCGUAACGCAUUUCUCGCUGGAUAGCUGGGGACAGAUCGAACAGAAGACGACACCGUUAAGUCCGAAAGUGUCGAAUCAGUCGCAGAAUCCUUUCAAUCCGUUCACCAACGACACUAGCAACGACGCAUCUAGCACGCAGGAAGUAACUUCCGAGGAGGAAGCGAAACCGGAGGAUGAUAAGAAGAAGAAUACGAAUCCGUUCAUAGAUUCGAAUCCGUUCUUAGGCAUACUCAAUCCCUUCAAAGAUUUACAGCCGGUCACGACAACGGAGAAGAAGGUCGAGACGGUGGAUGCGGAAAAAAUCGGAGCACGUGUCGUUAAAACCGAGGAGAUACAGACGACUACUACGACACUCACACACAAGGAUGAAAGUCAAGCGGCAUCAGACAUUAGUCCCUGGUUGGUAGCGGAUCCUUCGCAGAGUCCAACACCUGAUCAAACACCAACUAAGCAUACAGUCGUCACGAGAAAGACGGUAAUUACCACACAGUUAUAAAAUAUUUAUUAAGUACAAAGAAAAUAUGUUGAUAUACAACGCGCGAGAAAAUAUUAUAUUAUUCCAACGUGUACAUUUACUUUGAUCUUCCUCAAACUGCCUGCAUCACUUUUACACGAUGCGCUUAUAGAAUGCAUAAUGUUAGUGACAUGACGAUUAAAAUUGGACACAUACACACACACACAAAUGAACUACUUAUUUAAAAAAAUACUUUUCAUGUGAAAAGAUCCUAAGUUGUACUUAAAUAUGUAAGAGCAGCGUACCAUUGGGAAGGCAUUGCUUAAGUCAUUAUUAUAAAUUUGUGUCGGUUAAUGAGUCAUUUUAUGACGGUCACAUAAGGAUUUGCGUAAUGGAGUAAAUUUCUAUAUGUAUAGCACCACAAACAUUCCUUAAUUCUACAGUGCGUAUUAAGCUAUAACAUCUUAAGCUUAUUGCGUUGAUAAAAUAAGUGUCCUUAUCGCCCCUGCCAAUAUAUAUAUUGUAAGUAUAUAAGCAAGAGGUCUAUUCGUUUUAAUUACACAUGUUUUCUUUUUUGCAAUUUUAUAUUUUUUUCUUUCUCUACUCAAUAGAUACUCGUUAUGCUUUAAAUGCAGACAGAGUGUAGUUACAACAAAUAGACCUACAUAUUCCGCGAACAUGUAUUGCUCAUGUUCGAGUAUCGAAUUCAUGCAUUUAUAAAGUAGCAUUUUUGUACUACUAAUCAUUGUGCCUUAAAAUUUAAAGAGAACAAAUAUGCGAUAAAGAAAACCCCGCCUUGUGACUGAUUAAAAAUAUAUAAGUAUUAUAUCGUUA
This is a messenger RNA of Nylanderia fulva, 3434 nucleotides long. It is a transcript of the gene yrt, whose product is annotated as erythrocyte membrane protein band 4.1-like yurt. The record is from RefSeq and is a predicted model, not a curated record. Gene Ontology annotation, biological process: actomyosin structure organization. NCBI's taxonomy places the organism in Eukaryota, Metazoa, Arthropoda, Insecta, Hymenoptera, Formicidae. Gene Ontology annotation, molecular function: cytoskeletal protein binding. Gene Ontology annotation, cellular component: cytoskeleton.